This is a messenger RNA of Gaeumannomyces tritici R3-111a-1, 1242 nucleotides long. RefSeq lists its product as hypothetical. The coding region runs from base 1 to 1242 and encodes 413 amino acids. Lineage: Eukaryota; Fungi; Ascomycota; Sordariomycetes; Magnaporthales; Magnaporthaceae. The transcript is spliced from 3 exons. The record is from RefSeq and is a predicted model, not a curated record.
AUGGACAAAAUAAAACGUCUCGAGAAGCGGUUGGCGGAAGAGCGGGAGAAGCUGGAAAGGCGAGAAGGCGAACAACAAGCCGAGGCAAAGCAAAAAGAGAGUCAACGUUUGGAACGAUUAAUUACCAAAGCUUUGUCACGCGCUACAGAUUCUAAAAAUCCAAGCGUCCCCGAUUACCCUAGCAACCUGCGAAGCUUCGCCCAAGCCCGGUACAGGCACUCUAUCCGACACCUCAGCCUACCUGCCUUAGUUUUUGCUUCUCGGCAUAUUCCCUAUAACACAUGGCAAGAUCUAGAAAGGCAUCGCCCUGAACUAUUCUCAUCCACCGUGGGGAAGCUAAAUGGCAAAUGCAAAGUGUUGCUUAAAAGUCAAUGGCCAUUCUGGUACCAAACACUUGCCGAGCCCGCACAGGCGGACCCUGCUGAGCCCGAACAGGCGGACCUUCGCGUCCCUAAGCUGGCUACGUUGUUCCUCACUGAACUCCUCGUUCACAAACAUUCCGGGGAUAUUAAUUAUCUUUCGGCACACAUCCAACAGUUUUACCAGCCUGAUCAGAAUCAGCAGCCUAACCUAGGCUCUACAGCCAAUAGCACCUGGAGGCAAGACGCGCAACCAGCUGCUUUAGACGCAGACGGAACUCUCUUUUCGACCGAGGAGUUCCAAGCUCGGAAGCGACAACGCUUAAAUCCCCCCCAAGAUUUCCAGCCAACCACGGCCAAGGCGGACCACCCGCACUUAUCAUCCCCGUCCGUUCGCGCGGUCGGCAUCCAACCGACUGACCCCACGGUCCAUGAGGCCCUGCAGGCGCCUUGGGGGGUUAACUCGGCCUCCAAUGCCGACGUAGUCUCACCGGGACACAACUUUGGGCUUCAAUCUGGUACGGCUACGACUGCGCUCCCUCCCGUCGCAAAUCCUCUGGCGAACAACGAGCCCCUUGGCGAGGUACUACCGCAAAGUCCACCGAGAAAGGCAAAAUUUUAUGCCAUCCACCCGGAUCUGGUAUCGAAGGAGGUGUCUUCCUGCCUCCGCCUCGUCGUCCCUGAUGCCGCCCAUGAACAAGCUUUGAUAACCGGAACCGCCUAUAUCGAUAACGCGUAUCGCGAUUUCCUUAUUGGCCAUAAUUCAAGUGUGUUGUUUUUGCAAGGAGAUGUGGAGGUCAACAAGGACGAGGACGGGAGUCUGAUGCGGGACAUGACCGCGUUAGCCGAUGCCGGAGUAGGCCCCAUUCCCGCAACGUCAUAG